Molecule: messenger RNA, 1953 nt
Organism: Macroventuria anomochaeta
Lineage: Eukaryota; Fungi; Ascomycota; Dothideomycetes; Pleosporales; Didymellaceae
Exons: 3
Source: RefSeq, a predicted model, not a curated record
AUGGACUUUUCCAACACUAACAACCAAAAUCACAUGGAUUUUCACAGACCCUCGUCGACGCUAUCCAGCAACGACCGGAAACCCAACGCCUUCUCUUUCGACGACCAACAGACACUGGACGCCGGCAUCCUCGACACACCCACCUUGAUGUCGCCAACCACCUCCACCCAGGGCAUCUUCUCGCCCGAUGGCUCCAUCUGGGAGGAUUUCUCACAGAACCAGUUUGUCGACCGCACUGCCACAAGUUCGGUUGUUAACUCAAACGUCAACAACCCCUUCUUCACCGAGCAGAGCAACAACCCCUUCGCUCGUCUUCCUCCUAACCAAGCUGCAACCUACGGCCAGCAGUCGUGGCCUAUGGACAACUCUGGCAUCCGCACCCCGACAGCACCCAAGCCUUCAAAUCCCUUUGGUCCUGGUGACUUUGGUGUCCAGUCAGCCUUCGUUCCUGAGCCCCAGCAGCAGAUGUUCCAUGGACUCCCCGUGCACGCAAAUGUCAGACCCAGCACUGUCUUUUCCAACGCUGCUGCUGAGCAGCCCAUGUCGCCGCACACCCACGCGGACUGGAUGGCCUUCAACCAGAAUGAGAUGGACUCACGGCCCGGGCCCAAGCGCAUGAGGCCCAACACGCCUCCUCCCCGCGGUUUCUCUCCUCGUCGCGACGGUGGUAUCAGGAAGAAGAACGCCCGCUUCGACAUCCCCGCCGAACGCAACUUGUUCAACAUCGAUCAGCUCAUCUCUAGCUGCACCAACGAGGACGAGAUGAAAGAGCUCAAGCAACAGAAACGACUUCUCCGCAACAGACAGGCCGCGUACGUACCUCUCUUUGGAAUUCGGUUCAGCGUUCCUCGCUUGGCCCAAUCCAUGAUUUGUCUUGACUCUCGACAACGCAAGAAGAAGCACACUGAAGAGCUCGAGGAAGAAAAGAAGGGUUGGAUCGAGAAGAUGUGCGGCAUGCAAGAAGAGUUUGCUGCCAUGCGUGUUGAGUACGACCAGCUCGUUGUUGAGAAGGAGAACUGGCAUCGCGAGUCUAUGGACAUGCAUCACAUGAUCAACCAGUUGCAGUUCGACAAGGAAGAGCUCGUCCGCAGCCACACCCUUGAGACCGGUGAGCUUCGUAAGAAGGUCGCCGUUCUUACCGAGCGUCUCGAGAACAGCCCUGGCAACAUGACCGUCGCACCCAGCACCACCUUCACCGACUUCGCUUCCGAGAUGGACAACCUUCACAUGGGCGGCAACGAGUGGGACAACUACAUCUUCGUCAACGACUUCGCCUCCGAUGAGCAGACUCCUCAGGAACAGCCCAUGGCCAUCGUGACCCGUGUCAAGGAAGAGAAGGAGCCUGUCGCAUCUGGUCUUCUGCUCAUGCUGCUGCUGUGUGGUGCUUUCGUCGCAAGCAAGUCUGGCUCCGGCGCCGCACCGCCUAUGCCUCGCAUGCCUGACGAGGAUGCUGGUGUCUCUUCUGCUUUCACCGAGCAGGGUCUUAUUGCCAACACCGUCACUGGUUUGGAGCCCACUCCAUCCGGCAUGGCUUGGCCCAAGGCUACCAUGUCCGGUUCUGACCACACCGGCAUCUCUGGUUCUCGUCUCGAUCAACUGCACUCUCAGCUCGCUGCUCCCACCAAGGAGCAGGAGAACGAGCAGCUCUUCUCCAUCACACCCGCCCAGUACAGCAGCAUGACUUCCCUCGACUUCACCCGCCCUCGCUACAGCAUCGGCAGCGACGACCUCAGUGACCCGCUUUCGCCCUCUCAGCCAUCGCACCGCCGCAACCUCGCCGCCACCCUUGCCGCUAUGCGCGAGCAGAACAAGGGCGAGUCCGCUGCCGAGGUCUACACUCGCAGCUUGCUCUGGGACAAGAUCUCACCCGAGGUCGUCCACGAGUUCAAGCGCAUCGUCGAGGAGUCCACCGCCAUGUCAAGGCCUAGCACCUCCGACGGCUUCAAGGCCGAG